Molecule: messenger RNA, 669 nt
Organism: Purpureocillium lilacinum
Lineage: Eukaryota; Fungi; Ascomycota; Sordariomycetes; Hypocreales; Ophiocordycipitaceae
Source: RefSeq, a predicted model, not a curated record
AUGGUCCGCCUCGCCGUCACCGCUGUUCUGGCCUUUGCCGCCUCGGCCCUGGCCAUCGGAGACCCGGCGGGAGCCAAGAACGUCGGCAACGGAGCCGGCGGCCAGUUCAUAACUGGCGGGUGCGUCAGCGACGCUGAUUGCGCGUCGAAGUGCUGCGCAAACCAGAACAACCAGGGCGGUGUUUGCUCUGGCGUCGGCGCGCAGUUCCAGGCGGGCAAGACGGGCUGUGGCUUCAGCGACCCCAAUGCUCAGCAGACGAUUGCAGCCGCCAAGAAGCAGUCAGGCCAGUCGGGGCAGCCCGCACAGCAGCCGCAGCAAGGCUCGCAGAAUCAGCAGAAGAACCAGAACAACCAGCAGGCUCCCGCUUCCGGCGGCCGCGUCAUCGGCGACCCGGCCGGAGCCAAGAACGUGGGCAAUGGUGCCGGUGGCCAAUUCAUCACCGGUGGAUGUGUUAGCGACGCCGAUUGCGCUUCCAAGUGCUGCGCCAACCAGAACAACCAAGGCGGUGUCUGCUCCGGCGUGGGUGCGCAGUUCCAGGCCGGCAAGACGGGCUGCGGCUUCAGCGACCCCAACGCCCAGCAGACCAUCGCCGCGGCCAAGAACCAGGCGGGACAGCAGGGCUUCAAGCGCGUCGUGAGGCCUGCUGUUGAGCCGCAGGACGAGGAGUAA